Molecule: messenger RNA, 171 nt
Organism: Effrenium voratum
Lineage: Eukaryota; Dinophyceae; Suessiales; Symbiodiniaceae
Source: the annotation of a GenBank genome assembly
AUGAGGUCCUGGCUCAAAGAUGCGGUGGAGCAGCGGGUGCAAAGCGUGGAGGAUCGCGUCCAGUAUUUUCGGGAGAACUUCACCCACACGAAGGACCGCUCUCAGAGUCGACCUUCCACCGGGAGGUCACGUGGCAUGUCGGCCGGGUGCGCCCCAGACUGCUGCAGCUGA